CGCUGGGACCCUCAGCGCGCGCGCGGGUGCGCGAGGUGACAGCGGCCGGGCCGGGCAGUGGGACGCCGAGCCCAGCCCGGGGGACCGGCCCGCUCCCCAGCGCAGCCGCGAUGUCGGUGGCCGGGCUGAAGAAGCAGUUCCACAAAGCCAGCCAGCUGUUUAGUGAAAAAAUAAGUGGUGCUGAGGGAACGAAGCUAGAUGACGAAUUUCUGGACAUGGAAAGGAAAAUAGAUGUUACCAAUAAAGCAGUUGCAGAGAUUCUUUCAAAAGCCACUGAAUACCUUCAGCCGAAUCCAGCAUAUAGAGCUAAGCUAGGAAUGCUGAAUACUGUGUCGAAGAUCCGAGGGCAGGUGAAGACCACGGGCUACCCGCAGACGGAGGGGCUGCUGGGGGACUGCAUGCUGAAGUAUGGCAAGGAGCUUGGGGAGGACUCCACCUUUGGCAAUGCGUUGACCGAGGUUGGUGAAUCCAUGAAGCUAAUGGCCGAGGUGAAAGACUCUCUUGAUAUUAAUGUAAAGCAAACUUUUAUUGAUCCACUUCAGUUACUCCAAGAUAAAGAUUUAAAAGAGAUUGGGCAUCACCUGAAAAAGCUGGAGGGCCGCCGCCUGGAUUACGAUUAUAAAAAGAAGCGAGUAGGUAAGAUUCCAGAUGAAGAAGUCAGACAAGCGGUAGAAAAGUUUGAAGAGUCAAAGGACUUGGCUGAAAGAAGCAUGUUUAAUUUUUUAGAAAAUGAUGUAGAGCAAGUCAGCCAGUUGGCCGUGUUUGUCGAGGCCGCACUAGACUAUCACAAACAGUCCACAGAGAUCCUGCAGGAUCUACAGGGCAAGCUGCAGAUGCGGAUAUCAGCUGCAUCCAGUGUCCCCAGGCGAGAAUACAAGCCAAGGCCAGUGAAGAGGAGUUCUAGUGAGCUCAAUGGAGUUUCCUCCACCUCUACAGCAAAGAUGACAGAUAUUUCGUUGUGUUAAUGAGGAAUACUGGAGAAUGGUACAAAAUGUUCCAGAGCACUGGGAAUGAUUUAUUUGCAAGACUCGGGAUCACAAGGAAUGAAUACUCAGCACGUACUGCAUAGGGAUCUGCUGUAUGCAUCUGCUCAGGAGGACAAAAGCACUGAGACACAGUGAGUUCCUUGGCGUACUCACUGAGCUGCACAUGUCCUAGCAGGUCCCUUCCUUCUUAGCCAGUAGCUCAGCCCCAGGGAGGUUAAGUUGUUAGACCAGUGAUGUUCAGCCAGAUGUGCAGGAGGCACUGUUGAGAAGUCUCUGUGUCCAUCACUUGCCUCCUUGACUGCUCCAAACUCUCCUAUGUGCCACUGCUUGCCGGGUGCCUUUCCUGGAAGUUUCUCUUGGCGGCAGAUCCGAGUCCCUGUGUCAUACAUCCAGCUUUGAGCUUCAUAGAUUUGUGGGUGGAAUUUUCAAGUGUAAAGGGGACCUGUGCUGCUUGUUUCUCAGGCAUAGUUUCAAAAGAAAAUAGCAUUUUAUAUCCUGCAUUAAUGGGAAAUUACUUUCCAUUAGGAUUCGGAAUGAUUUGCACAUAAUGUUUAUAAAGUAAAGGAAAAAUGUCAAGCAUUUCACUAACAAUUUAAAGCAAAGCUCACAAGACUCUGCCAGAAAUGAAUUCCAAGAACAUUUUCUUCACCAUUUCUUCUUUCUAGAGAAAAAAAUAUUAAGAGAAAGAUGAAAGGACAGGGGUCAAUUAGGCAGAGUGCAUCAUGGGCCUGAGAUGGAACCUCUGAUACCAUCAUGGCUGGGGAGUGAAGAGAAUAAAUAAAGUGAGCCAGAAACAGAGGAGGCAGGGUGGGGGGAUCACAACUUGAAAUGAUGGAUUGUAGACAAAGUCCAAGUUCAGGCCCUGGCCAGGAGAGAGGAGCCCUGUCCAAGCUCUCGGUAUGGACGAGGUCAUGUUGCUUUAGCAGCACACGCUGCCCCUCUGUCCCCGCAGAGAAAAGGAGGCCAAGGAAAGUCCUUGAGCUGAACUGUGCGCCUAGAGGCAGUUCUCAGAAAACCAAUUUUGAAGAAAAUCAUACAGACACUGUGACCUUUGCUCAAGUAUUUUUCCCAUUACCAAAAGACAGAGGACAAGAUGUAUUUCACGUUUUUAUCAAUUCAUUUAUUUUUGCUGAUUUUUAUUCCCGUGAAAUUCUCAAAGAACGUACCACUUUAUGUAAUGACAGUGAGGGGUUAAAGGCUCCAAAUUGAGUUCUACUUUAAAAAUGUAGAAAAGGCUGAGACUUGUUAAUAAAUGGCAUUCAGUUCCAACUGUGUGCUGCAGGCCUGUCAGAGUGAAGCAAAAUAAAUCUCUCAAAUGACUUAUAUUAAGACAUUCUAACUCUCUUUAGGUAUAAAAGAGACUUUUAUAAAUUUCUUGACACUUGUAAGGCUGCUCAGAAAUAACUUCUACAGUGUAAGUCAUUCCUUUCAUUGGCAAAAAAAA
Heterocephalus glaber (naked mole-rat) is the source of this 2430-nucleotide messenger RNA. NCBI's taxonomy places the organism in Eukaryota, Metazoa, Chordata, Mammalia, Rodentia, Bathyergidae. The record is from RefSeq and is a predicted model, not a curated record.